Fusarium tjaetaba is the source of this 741-nucleotide messenger RNA. RefSeq lists its product as uncharacterized. The record is from RefSeq and is a predicted model, not a curated record. Lineage: Eukaryota; Fungi; Ascomycota; Sordariomycetes; Hypocreales; Nectriaceae. The transcript has a single exon. Bases 1 to 741 code for a protein of 246 amino acids.
AUGAAAGUCUCUUAUCUCUUGCCAUUUAUUGGGCUAGCCCAAGCUGUCCCUGCUCCUAAUCCUUCUUACCCUUCUAUUUUCGACAACCCUACUAUUCCCGUCGGCGCUCCAGCUUCCUUCAAAGAUCUGCCAGCGCUGUCGCACGUCCGACGAGCUGCAAUGCCGCAGACCUUCCUCAAUGUUUCAUUCUGCGAUGUGACCGUCACCGGUGAUCCAGGCUUCUAUACGUCGUGGAAAGCACAAACGACCAAAGGACGUCUGUACAUCACUGAAGGGAUUCCGACCCCCGGCACAAAGAAUGGUGACAACCCUUACGACGUGUAUUUGAGUAGCGGCUCUCUGGCUGGGGGAGGUGGCAUACAGUUCACCACCAACAAAUGCCUACUUACGCUGCCAAACCGCAUUGACACUUCCAAAGUCGAUUAUGCCCAAGUUCGCAUUGCAAGCGAUGGUAACACCGUUGCGACGGUUGACUAUUCCAAUCUUGUCACCCCUAGGACCGAGUCGCCAGUGCAGUUCACCACUGAGCCCAACAUUGGUACUGUUAACAAUUGGGUCUAUGGCCCGCCCACUCGGCGCUUGGCCUUUGCGCCGUCUUACAUUUCUAUCAAGGUUGGCGAUAAGGGAAUCGUUUCUGGUGGUGUUCUAUUGACGAGCAAUCCAUACGGCUCUGGGAGCAUUGACUACUUUGCCCGCAUUACUGGUGUCUGUGGGAACAUGCGUAUGCCCAUCGUAGCUUGA